AUGAGCUCUACCCACGCCAUCGAGUCCAAUAGUAUUGGAAAUAAUGCCCGGAUUCAUCAAGGCGAUGUGAUCCACAAUUACGCCAGUAACCCCGGCGAACCUUAUGUCCAAAUUCCUUUUCCCCGCAAUGAGGAGCUUAUCCCUCGUCAAGACCUUAUGAGUGAGAUAGAUAGACUCCUGCCGCUAUCCGAAGACUACUCCACCGCCGCCCUCUAUGGUCUUGGCGGCUCAGGCAAAACUCAGAUUGCCCUCGACUAUGCCUAUCGCCGGUGCCAGGUCCCCACCUGCUCCGUGUUCUGGGUCCAUGCUGAUAACGAGACGACAUUCACCCAAGACUUCAAGUCGAUCGCGAAGAGGCUAGGUGUCCCAAGCAAUCUCGAUGGCGAAGAUCUCUUAAUGGCCGUACGUUACCGUAUCGAGACGAGCCCUCCAUGGGUACUUAUUCUGGAUAACGCGGAUAACUUGAGGCUCUUUGGUGUCGGCCAUACCGCACAAGAUGCUUUGAAUCUGGGAAAACAUGCAUUAAGUCUAGAUAAUUUCAUCCCACGAGGUCCAAGGGGCCAAGUUCUUUGGACGAGCCGCGACGAGCGCAUCGCUGGAUAUCUUGUUGCUGCUCGAAGGGCAAUCAAAGUCUCAAUUAUGACUCUAGAUGAGGCGAAAGAGCUGUUCGACAGUGUCAGAAAUAAACAAGCGAGCAGCGACGAGGCAAAAGAUAUUGCAGCGCUUCUUGCCGAGCUUGACUGGCUGCCACUCGCUAUAUCGCAAGCUGCAGCAUAUAUAAAGAGGACUUUGACAACUGUCGAGGAAUACAUGUUGAAAUUGAAAGAGGGCAAAAAAAGAUGGAAGAUUCUAAAGCAAUCACAAACUGACCGUCAUCGGCGACGAGAGGUAUCGAACAGUAUUCUAGAGACCUGGAACAUUUCGAUGAAGCAUCUUCAGAUUGAAAAUAAGACAUCGUAUCAGAUUUUGCACAUACACGCCUUUCUGGAUAACCAGAACAUCCCUUUGGAGUUGGUCAAGCAGGCAGCUCUUUACAGCGACGACAGUGAUGUGAUGGAUCAUGUUCACGAAGCACACGAUGAUGAUUCCUCAUCAGACUCUGAUAGUGAUGGUGAUAGAACUACUGAAGCUAUCGCCCGUCUCUGUGACUUUUCGUUUUUAAGUGUACAGGCUACUGGAGAUGGAAAUCGCGCAUAUAAGGUGCACAAGCUAGUGCAAGAAGCGAUGCGAUAUGGACUAGGUAGAAAGGAGCGAAAGAAAGAGGAAAAGUAUUUCUCGGCUGCAGCACUUGAGAUUGUUUCGAGUCUCUUCCCGGUCAGUGGACCAGAGGUAUGGAACAAAUGCGAGAAGUAUACCACACACGCACAGCAGGCGUGUGAGUGGGCUACACUCUGUGGAAGAGAGUUAACAGCCGCGAACUUGUUAGCAAGGCUAUCGGAUUAUCAAUACGAGCGUGGAAGAUGGAGAGAGAGGGAGAUUGCAGACCAAAGAGCAUAUGGAUUACGAAAGACAACCUUAGGCGAUAAGCAUCUUGAUACGAUUACGAGUAUGGCUAGGCUUGCAGUGACAUAUCAUGGACUCGGCAGGUAUAAAGAGGCGGAGGGAAUAAAGGUAGAAGCACUGGCACUACGGCGGGAUAUUCUUGGCGAUAAGCAUCCUGAUACGAUCUGGAGCAUGGCAAACCUUGCAGUGACAUAUCAUGCACUUGGCAGGUAUAAAGAAGCGGAGGAUAUAAAGGUAGAAGUACUGGCACUACGGCAGGAGAUUCUUGGUGAGAAGCAUCCUGAUACAAUCUCCAGUAUGGCAGAUCUUGCAGUAACAUAUUAUGAACUUGGUAGGUAUAAAGAAGCAGAGGGAAUGCAGGUGAAAGCACUGGCACUACGAUGGGAGCUUCUUGGUGAGAAGCAUCCUGAUAUAAUCAGGAGUAUGGCAGAUCUUGCAGCGACAUAUCAUGCACUUGGCAGGUAUAAAGAAGCAGAGGAUAUAAUGGUGGAAGCACUAGCACUACGGCGGGAGAUUCUUGGCGAGAAGCAUCCUGAUACAAUUUGGAGUAUGGCAAGUGUUGCGGCGAUAUAUCAUGCACUUGGCAGGGAUAAAGAGGCAGAGGGAAUAACAGUGGAAGCACUAGCACUACGGCGGGAGAUUCUUGGCAAUAAGCAUCCUGAUACGAUCGCAAGUAUGGCAAGUAUUGCAGCAAUAUAUCAUGCACUUGGCAGGUAUAAAGAAGCAGAGAAUAUAAAGGUAGAAGUACUGGCACUACGGCAGGAGAUUCUUGGCGAGAAGCAUCCUGAUACAAUCUGGAGUAUGGCAAGUCUUGCAGCAACAUAUCAUGCGCUGGGGAGGGAUGAAGAUGCAGAGAAAUUAGCUUAA
This is a messenger RNA of Trichoderma gamsii, 2370 nucleotides long. RefSeq lists its product as hypothetical. Gene Ontology annotation, biological process: microtubule-based movement. NCBI's taxonomy places the organism in Eukaryota, Fungi, Ascomycota, Sordariomycetes, Hypocreales, Hypocreaceae. Gene Ontology annotation, molecular function: kinesin binding; ATP hydrolysis activity. Bases 1 to 2370 code for a protein of 789 amino acids. Gene Ontology annotation, cellular component: cytoplasm; membrane-bounded organelle; kinesin complex. The record is from RefSeq and is a predicted model, not a curated record. The transcript has 2 exons.